AUGCUUCUGCGUCCGGCAGCCGGCAAACAUGAGCCACCCAGCCCUCCACGGCAGGAGCAGCAGCGGCACGCACACCCAUACGCGCACUCAGCCAACGGCAGCCAGGGGGGCAGCUCCGACAGCUCCCGGGAAGAGGACAGCGCCAUUCCCUUUCCCAGCGCCGGAGUGGGUUUCCGUCCCGGCGCAGAGCGGAGCAGCGCUGCACCCAUGGAGGAGCCAACAGGCAACACGGUAGUCAUCCGCAUUGGAAUCCCUGACCUGCAGCAGACGAAAUGUUUGAAAUUCAACGUGGACGCUCCAAUAUGGCUGUCCAAACAACGGAUCCUGUGCAGCCUCAACCAGAGCCUGAAGGAUGUGCUCAACUAUGGCCUGUUUCAGCCUGCGUUCAACGGCAAAGCGGGGAAGUUCCUGGACGAGGAGAGACAGCUCCGAGAGUACCCAUUUCCAUCCAUAGCACCGGUCCCUUACCUGGAGUUUCGCUACAAAAGACGAGUCUAUACUCAAACCUACCUGGAUGAAAAGCAGUUAUCAAAGCUCCACACUAAGGCCAACUUGAAGAAGUUUAUGGAGUAUGUGCAGCAGAGGAACAUCGAGAAACUCUCACGGUUUCUGGAAAAAGGCUUGGACCCUAACUUCCAUGAUCCGGACACAGGAGAAUGCCCUCUCACGCUGGCUGCACAGUUGGAGGGCUGUGCAGAGCUCAUAAAGGUGCUGAAGAGUGGAGGUGCUCAUCUGGACUUCAGGACCAAAGAUGGCAUCACGGCUCUCCACAAGUCGGUGCGCAGCAAGAACCACACCGCCCUCAUUACCCUGCUUGACCUGGGGGCAUCACCUGACUAUAAGGACAGUAGAGGCCUGACCCCACUGUACCACAGCUCCAUGGUGGGAGGAGACCCCUACUGCUGUGAGCUGCUGCUGCACGACCACGCCCUGGUGGGCUGUGUGGACGAGAACGGAUGGCAAGAAAUCCACCAGAUUUCAAAACUCAGCUCCACCUGCUGUAGGCUUGGUUAUGGCCCGUGCAGCCCUGGGAGAUCUGCUUUUAUGGGGGGACAUGAGUGCACACGGAGGGUUCAGGUGGACGUGUUUAGAUAUGGCUCAUCUGCAGUCCAGUUGUGUCUGCCUCCAAACUCGGCUGCCUUUGUGGAAUACCAUGACAGCUGCGCGCGGGUGCUUCUGUUCCGCGGAGCCAAUAAGGAGAUAAAGAACUACAACAGUCAGACUGCCUUUCAGGUGGCCAUUAUCGCUGGAAACUUUGAUCUGGCUGAAAUUAUAAAGGUUCACAAAACGUCAGAUGUUGUGCCUUUCAGGGAGACCCCUUCCUACACUAACCGCAGACGGAUGAUACCCGGCCCCCUGCCCUCCCCGCGCUCCCUGCUCCGCUCCGCAAUCCCCUCCCUGCGCAGUCUGCCUGCUUUCAGCCAGCACCACAGUAGCCUUGGAGAGAGCCGUCAUGGUGAGAUGCCUGACAGCAGUCUCCAGAGCACAGGCAGCUCCAGAUCGUCCCACUCACGCUCACCAUCCCUGCACCACACACACGACGAGGACAGGCCGGUUCCCCGGAGGUCCCAUAGCCACGGGUACCCCCAUGGACACAGCCAGCGCGGGAGGCUCAGCCCUGGCUCUGUGCAGCGAGACACUAGCCCACCCCACCACACUCCUCCCAUGCUGUCAUGCCCUCGGGGGCCCAAGAGGAAACUCUACAGUGCUGUCCCGGGACGUACCUUUAUUGUAGUAAAGCCCUACACACCCCAGGGAGAGGGUGAGAUCCAGCUCAAUCGAGGAGAGAGAGUGAAAGAGUAUGACUGUAAUGACGUAGAAGUAUUGAGCAUAGGUGAAGGAGGAUUCUGGGAAGGCACGGUGAAAGGACGAACUGGCUGGUUCCCUGCCGACUGUGUGGAGGAGGUGCAGAUGCGGCAGUAUGACCCCCGGCUCGAAAGUCGUGAGGACCGGACGAAGAGACUGUUCCGACACUACACUGUGGGAUCAUAUGACAAUUUCAACUCAUACAGUGACUACAUCAUCGAGGAGAAAAAUGCUAUUUUGCAGAAGAAAGAGAAUGAAGGCUUUGGAUUUGUCCUGCGCGGAGCCAAAGCUGAAACUCCCAUUGAAGAAUUCAGUCCGACCCCAGCCUUCCCUGCCUUGCAAUACCUGGAGUCUGUGGAUGUGGAGGGAGUGGCCUGGAGGGCCGGUCUGCGCACGGGAGACUUCCUUAUUGAGGUUAAUGGGGUGAACGUGGUGAAGGUGGGCCAUAAGCAGGUGGUGUCUCUGAUACGUCAGGGGGGCAACCGGCUCCUGAUGAAGGUGGUCUCAGUCACACGCAAACCCGAGUCCGACGAAGUGGUGCGCAAGAAAGCCCCGCCCCCGCCCAAGAGGUCCCCCAGCACCACCCUGACGUUGCGCUCUAAAUCCAUGACGGCCGAGCUGGAGGAGCUGGCUUCUGCAAGGAGGAGAAGAGGAGAGAGGCUGGAUGAGAUGCUGGCGUCACAGGAGUCCAUGUUACACUCUCAGCCCCUGGAGGCCGACUACAGAGCAGCUACGGUCAAGCAGAGGCCCAGUACCCGGAGGAUCACCCCUGCUGAGAUCAGCUCUUUAUUUGAGAGACAAGGGAUGACCUUCCAUGGAGCUCUUCACCCCAGCAUGGACCGAGGCCACAUCCCCCUACCAAAAGGGAUGUCCAGGACAAAAUCUUUUGGUGCCUCUGAAGAGGACCGCCUGUCUGCAUUGGCUGGAGAGCACCGUUUCCCUCGCAGCUCAUCCAUGACCGAUAGUUUGCGGGACCAUUCCCAACCACGCAGCAUCCCCCCACCCCCACAGACUGCCCCUCCUCCCCCACCAUACUACCUGGACACCGGGCCUCCUCCAGCCUUCUGCCCCCCACCACCCCCUUCCAGAACUCAGAGCCAGGGCCACGAGCCUGGGGGCCGCUCUAGCUUUAAGCCCUCCAGUCUAGAUUUGCCCUAUGAAGCAGCUCACAGGCAGGCCACACACCUAGAGAGGCAGAAGAAGGCUCGCUCCAUGAUCAUCCUACAGGACUCUUCUCAUCUCCCUGUUGAGCCCACAGAGAUCCCCCGGCCCUCUGCUGCCACCCCACCAGAGCGCAUCAAAAGGAAAGGCCGCAUCAUUGAUAACCCUUAUGCCAACGUGGGACAGUUUAGCAUCGGGCUGUAUGCGCCCACCAAGCCCCAGAGAAAGAAGAGUCCUUUAGUCAAGCAGCUACAGGUUGAAGAUGCACAAGAAAAGGCAUGUUUAGCCCUGGCGACCCACUCUCGAGAGACCUCCCCCUCAGGGCGACCACCUCUUGCCCAUGGCCACUCUCACACCAGCCGGGUGGACUACUACCAGCAGCAGCUGAUGGCUGAGAGACAGAGUCUGCGUGCCCAGGGAGACAUGUUUCAGGGUAAGGGGCCAUUUGCUGCUGCCAUCGCUGGAGCAGUGAAGGACCGAGAGCGUCGCUUAGAGGAGCGGAGGAAAUCCACUGUCUUCCUUUCUGUGGGGACCAUGGAGGGGGCAUCUAGCACCAGCCUGGACAACCCCUCACUUACUCAGUCUCACUCCAUUGAUGAACGGUUGCUCUCAAGGGAGCUGGGACAACUGCCUCCCCCUGCCUUGGCACUCAGCCCCUCACCUAGUGGGACCACCUUUAUCCAUCCACUCACAGGAAAGCCCUUGGACCCCAAUUCACCACUGGCUCUUGCGCUGGCCGCAAGGGAGAGGGCCCUGACCUCCCAGAGCCAGUCCCCCACUGGCAGCCCAGAGCCUAGGACUAAACUGGAGCGGGCCAGCCAGGGUAUCCUGUUGUUUGAUACUCAGACCAAAGAGUCUUCUCUUAGGGACGGGGUAUCCGCAUCCCCACCCUUCUCUCCAAAAAGCACCAAGGCAGCAGGUUACGGAGUUGGACCUUCACCCAGUCCUGUUCUCCUUCCCCAGCCCACCAAACAGUGGGUGACGUCAUCAUCACCUGUAUUAUUUCGACAAGAAGUGGAAAGCAGAGGAGAAGACAGGCUUGAUGAUAAGAAGAGCAUGUUGAUUAGUAUAAUGGACACAUCACAACAGAAAUCUGCAGGUCUUGUCAUGGUGCAUGCCACCAGUAAUGGUCAGGAAGUGGAAGGCAGCUCAGAAACAGAACCAAGGAGAGUUAGUACGCCCACAGAACUCAGCAAAGUUGUGGCCACACGAGCCAAGUCUCCCAGCCCCACUGUGUCCCUGCUCCAAGCGCAGGCCAUGCGUCCAACCACCCCAGCCCAAGAGAAGAACCUUCCUCUGGGAAGCUCAGAGGAAGAUGCAGACCCUUAUACCGUGACCCUGCCCCCUGCCAUGCUCACCUCCAGCGAUGAGGAGACUAGAGAAGAACUCAAAAAGAUUGGCGUUCUCCCUCCACCGGAUGAGUUUGCCAAUGGGCUGCUGGCACAGGGGGCAAAUGCAGUCACUAUAUCCACUAUCUCCAUGACCCCUGCAUCCAUAACCUCCAAAACAUCCACCACUUACACCACUACAAUAACAGCCAGCCUGCCUCAGCCUCCACCCCCAAGUGCUGUCUCAGGGAAGCCUUCGGAGCCCCCCCAAGUGGUUGAGUCUGGUUCUGCAGCUGACUCAGGUGUUGAGGAGGCUGAUACCCGCAGCUCCAGUGAGAAAGAGCGGGACCACCACCUGGAGACCACCAGCACUGUCUCCACCGUCUCCAGCAUGUCCACACUGUCCUCAGAGAGCGGAGAGCCAGCCGACACACACACCACUCACACCUCCUACGCUGAUGGACAGACUUUUGUGCUGGAUAAGCCGCCAGUGCCUCCCAAGCCCCGCCUCAAGUCCCAGAUGGGAGGAGCUAAAGGCUCGGUCACCUUCAGGGACCCUCUGUUAAAGCAGAGCUCUGACAGUGAGCUGUUGUCCCAGCAGCAAGCCGCAGCCCUGGCUGCUGCAGCUGCUGGUGGAGUCGGACUGCCCCCUGGUGGAUCAGCAUCAGUGACUGGACUGGCCUCUACUAAGCCACGCUACCUCUUCCAACGGAGGUCCAAACUCUGGGGAGACCCAGUGGAGCCUCGAGGCCCUGGAGUGGGCUUGGCUCUCGGGAGUUUGGGUAAUCUGGGUGGGCUGGGGCUGGGAAUGGGCUCGGAUGAGGGAAGACCCUCUGUCAUGGGCGAGCUGAGUUCACGCCUUCAGCAACUAAACAAAGACACCCGCUCCUUGGGAGAAGAACCUCUGGGAGCAUCCCUCGACCCCGGGAGGAAGUCACCAGUAUCAGGUGCCAGACUCUUCAGCAGUCUAGGGGAGCUCCACACCAUCUCCCAGAGGAGCUACGGCACCACGUUCACCAUCCGGCCUGGCAGUCGAUACCCCAUGACCCGCCGCACCCCCAGCCCGGGUUCCCCAGACAGGGACCCUCUGGGACGCUUCAGCGGAUUCGGCCUGCCCGGCUCCCCCACAUCUUCCCCACAGACCAUCCUCAAGUCGUCUAGCCUCAGUCUGCCCCAGGAGCCCAAGGAGGUCCGCUUUGUGAUGAGGAGCUCCAGUGCACGAUCACGCUCUCGCUCUCGCUCCCCGUCCCCCUCCCCCUCUCACUCCCCCCGCAUGGGCUCUCCCUUGUUGUCCCUGCGGCCUUUCCACCAGAAGCCCCUGCACCUGUGGAACAAAUACGACGUGGGAGACUGGCUGGAGAGCAUCCACCUGGGAGAGCACCGUGCAGGCUUCCAGGAGCACGAGAUAGAGGGCUCCCACCUGCCUGCCCUCACCAAGGACGAAUUUGCAGAGCUGGGCGUGACGCGGGUGGGACACCGCAUGAACAUAGAGCGCGCUCUGAAGCAGCUGCUGGAGAGCUGA
Molecule: messenger RNA, 5817 nt
Organism: Knipowitschia caucasica
Lineage: Eukaryota; Metazoa; Chordata; Actinopteri; Gobiiformes; Gobiidae
Source: the annotation of a GenBank genome assembly